AUGUGGAAUCUUGAACAUGAUUGGUACUCUCCCAAGAGGCUUCUCAGCACUCCCACCCAUUAUGAUUUUCCAGGUGAUCGCUUCAUUCCCAACAGGAGUUUGAUGGAUCUUGAUCAAGCCCAGAGUUUGCUCACAAACAGGACCAAAAAAUUUCACAAUAAAAAAUUCAAUGACGUGUACAGACAGAUAGUGGAUGACAAAUUAAGUUUGGAUUCAGAAGGAAAGGCAUUUAGGAUGUUGGUUUUUAGGGGAAGUCCAAAAUCAAGCAGAAAAUCCAUUCGUCAUAUAGAUGAGAUGCGAGAGGAAGAGGCAGCGGCAUUGCAAAACACUAGCAAUCAACAUCCCUACUCUAGAAGAUUGCCUAAGGGAGAAUCAAGGAUAUUGGAUGCACCAAAUAUUAGAAAUGAUUACUACGCAAACAUCAUGGAUUGGGGGGGAAACAACAUUCUGGCUGUUGCUUUAGGCUCAGACAUGUACCUUUGGAACUCAGAGAACAGUAAUGUAAUAAAGUUGUUUAAUGCCGCUAGCAAUGACUUUCCUACUAGUGUUUCCUGGUCAGAGGAUACCCAUUACUUGGCAAUAGGAUUUAAGAGCUCAGAACUUGAACUCUGGGAUGCAGAAACUUCCAAACCAAUAAGGAUCCUCGAAGGUCAUGGUGAAAGGAUAGCAACAAUUGCAUGGAAUGGUCAUAUUUUAACUUCUGGAAGCCAUGACAAGUAUAUAAUCAAUCAUGAUGUUAGAGCAAGAACAAAUGUGAUAUCCCGGGUAAAAGCACACAAAGCAGAAGUUUGUGGUCUGAGAUGGUCAAGAAGGGGCAACAUAUUGGCAAGUGGUGGAAAUGAAAAUCAUAUUUAUGUAUGGGACUUGGCCAAAAUGAGUUCAUCCAAAUUCUUGCAUUGUUUUAAGGACCAUUGUGCUGCAGUGAAGGCACUUGCCUGGUGCCCUUAUGAUUCAGGUGUGCUUGCUUCUGGAGGUGGCACUGAAGAUAGAUGCAUCAAGUUAUGGAAUGUAAAAAAGGGAUCAUGCAUUUGCAGCAUAGAUACAAAAGCUCAGGUUUGUGGAUUAGAAUGGAAUAGACAUCACAAGGAGGUAUUAAGUGGACAUGGAUUUAGCACAAGUGCACAUCACAACCAACUUUGUUUGUGGAGGUAUCCAUCUAUGACUAAAGUGGGAGGCUUGGACCGUCACACUUCCCGAGUACUCGAUCUAUGUCAGAGUCCAGAUGGUUUAACAGUGGUGUCAGCUGGGGCAGAUGAAACUCUUCGUUUUUGGAAUAUAUUUGGGCCACCUGUCACUAAUACUUUUGAGACAGAUUUGGGUAACUUUUUAUCUCUCAAGGUAUCUCCGAUAAGGUGA
Messenger RNA from Sphenostylis stenocarpa, 1356 nucleotides. The record is from the annotation of a GenBank genome assembly. Lineage: Eukaryota; Viridiplantae; Streptophyta; Magnoliopsida; Fabales; Fabaceae.